CUUGACCCGCCGUCACACGACUGCGGUGUCAGCAGUUGUCACCUCGAUAUAAACCACCUCCUUCUCGGUUUCUCCCUCUUCUGUGCCUGCUGACCCGAACCGUUCACCAGAACCAAACAACAGCAACACCAAAACAAAAAAGCAACAUGACCUCCGCUGCCCAGCCCAUAUUCUGCAAGGGAGAGGACUGCAAGCCGGCCUGGCACGACGCUAGCGCCGGCUACAAUGAAGCCGACACGCACCUGGAGAUCAUGGGCAAGCCAGUCAUGGAGCGCUGGGAGACCCCGUACAUGCACUCCCUGGCGUCUGUUGCAGCCUCAAAAGGCGGUCGGGUUCUGGAGAUUGGUUUCGGCAUGGCCAUCGCCGCCACCAAGGUGGAGUCUUUCCCCAUCGAGGAGCACUGGAUCAUCGAGUGCAACGAUGGCGUCUUCGCCCGACUGGAGAACUGGGCCAAGGCUCAGCCACACAAGGUUGUCCCUCUGAAGGGUCUCUGGGAGAACGUCGUUCCCACCCUGCCAGACAACCAUUUCGAUGGUAUCUUGUACGACACAUACCCUCUCUCAGAGGAGUCGUGGCACACUCACCAGUUUGACUUCAUUAAGGGUCACGCUCACAGACUGCUGAAACCCGGCGGUGUUCUCACCUUCUGCAACCUGACCUCCUGGGGCGAGCUGCUCAAGAGCAAAUAUGACAACAUUGAGAAAAUGUUCGAGGAAACCCAGGUGCCUCAUCUGCUCCAAGCUGGUUUCAAGAAGGAGAAGAUUAGCACCACCACCAUGGACAUUGAACCGCCCGCUGAAUGCAAGUACUACUCCUUCAAGAAGAUGAUCACUCCCACGAUUGUGAAAGAGUAAAGCUUGAAGACCGACAACUUUUUAUAUUCUGGUGCCUUUCCCCCCGCCUCCAACACUUGUUCCAUGUUCACUCCACAGUAUUUUAAUAAACAGCUCUGUCCUGACUCA
Austrofundulus limnaeus is the source of this 962-nucleotide messenger RNA. RefSeq names its product guanidinoacetate N-methyltransferase (gene gamt). NCBI's taxonomy places the organism in Eukaryota, Metazoa, Chordata, Actinopteri, Cyprinodontiformes, Rivulidae. Gene Ontology annotation, biological process: creatine biosynthetic process. The record is from RefSeq and is a predicted model, not a curated record. The transcript has 6 exons. Gene Ontology annotation, cellular component: nucleus; cytoplasm. The coding region runs from base 147 to 854 and encodes 235 amino acids. Gene Ontology annotation, molecular function: guanidinoacetate N-methyltransferase activity.